This is a messenger RNA of Aplysia californica (California sea hare), 1168 nucleotides long. RefSeq names its product MIF-like protein mif-2. The transcript has 4 exons. Gene Ontology annotation, molecular function: phenylpyruvate tautomerase activity. Bases 229 to 558 code for a protein of 109 amino acids. Lineage: Eukaryota; Metazoa; Mollusca; Gastropoda; Aplysiida; Aplysiidae. The record is from RefSeq and is a predicted model, not a curated record.
GUCUGGGGGUGCGACCUGGCCUGAGUGUUGACGUUGAGAUUGUGCUUGACAAUUAAACUGACAAGUUGACAGGGAGUAUUAUAGUUUCUGGUUCUGGUAGUCUAGAUCUAGACCUGAAAAUCUAGUGGGAUAGGUCACAAGGAGAUCUGUUGUUUGCUCUUUGACUAUUCAGCGAAAUAACAAAUUCACGUUUCGUGUUCACGAACCAAGGUUCCUUUUGCCGUCAUCAUGCCAGUCUGUCACCUGUAUACAAACCUCAAAGACUCUGACCUGAAGGACGGAGUGGAGGGAAGGAUUGCCAAUGUUGUGGCAGAAACCCUCGGGAAACCCAUAGAGCGAGUCACCGUCAUCAUCAUCCCCGGUGUUCGCAUCCAGCGCCUGGAGAGCACAGCGCCAGCGUGUACCUUCAACGUCAGCUCCUUCGAGGUGUUCGACAAGGAGCGCAAUCCGAAGUACUCGCCUGCCAUUUACAAAGUUCUUCAAGAAGAACUUGAUCUCCCCAAAGAAAGGUGCGUGGUCCUCUUCCAUGAUCUGGACAAAAACAUGAUCGCUGUGUGAGUCCGGGCGGAGUCUGCGUGGUCUACUUCACCUGCAACGACUACUUCAGGAUGGGAACAUAUAUGUGUGUGUCACGACGCGGUGGAAUCAGGCGCUCGUCAAUUUUUGGGCUUAUGGAGUUAUAUCGACAGGCAAGAACUUAAAUGGCAGCUGGAUUGGAAAAAUAAAGUAAAGUAAAGUAAAGGCAUAUGGGGUUAUUGGUAUCAUCUUAAAGGUUAUUCAUGCGUGCCUUGCUUUCGCCGAAAAAAAUAUCCACUUAACUUGAAUAGAAGUCGAGAUAUUUGCAUUGAAGGAGGUGGGGUCACCUGGUUUCUGAAGUAAAAUAAGCGGGAAGAUGGCGGCCUUAUUUUGGUGACCUCCAUAGCUUUAGAGUUCUUGGAAACUGCAAAUUAACAUUUCUUUGUGCUUUUAAUCAACUUUUUCCAUAAAAUCCACACUUUAAAAGGUUUUAAAUGGACAUACAAAGUGUUGAGCCAAAAAAAAAAAAUUUGGGAAAAAUGUCCAAACUGUGGAAAAUGCCGAUUUCUCGGAUUCCAUUAUUUUGACUUGACGAGCGCCUGAUCUCUCCACGAAGCCUCACAUAUGAUUAAAAACCUGUGGUUAAUUAAUU